Diorhabda sublineata is the source of this 3304-nucleotide messenger RNA. RefSeq lists its product as uncharacterized. Bases 141 to 839 code for a protein of 232 amino acids. The transcript is spliced from 5 exons. Gene Ontology annotation, cellular component: septate junction; membrane. Gene Ontology annotation, biological process: septate junction assembly; regulation of tube size, open tracheal system. The record is from RefSeq and is a predicted model, not a curated record. NCBI's taxonomy places the organism in Eukaryota, Metazoa, Arthropoda, Insecta, Coleoptera, Chrysomelidae.
UUCUUGUGUGGUUGUAUUUCUCUGUUUCAAAUGUCAAAGUUAACUCGGCCAGAAGAAGAUUUGUCAUAUGUCGGUUCUUCAAACAGUCUUUAAUUUAGACAAACACAAAGGGCGUGGAGUGAUUUUAUGAGUGAUCAAUAAUGAGGGAGGAUCCAAAAAAUAAUUACCCAAAGGCUUCAAAACAUCUAGUUAAUGGAGCUCUUCUUACAUACAUUGGAGGGAUGUUUCUUAUGAUUGCUUUUUGUAGUCCAUACUGGGUGAAAUCAUUUGAUGACACAUUCUCUGAAUUCAAGCAUAUGGGUUUAUGGGAAUACUGCUUUGAUGGUUUUCGCUAUCCUUACUACCAAUUUGAUCAUCUGUUUGAUGGUUGUCAUCAUGUAUUCAGUCAAGAAUUUUAUGUUAUCAGGGAGUGGUUAUUGCCUGUAUGGUUGAUGACGGUUCAAGCGUUUGUCACCAUAGCAUUUUUACUGAGCUUUGGUGCUCAAGUUGUUAUGGCGUUUCAGUUAGUAAGAUGGCCUCUGCAUUUUAUUUUACAAAGAGAGUACAUAUUAUCAGCGAUUAAUUUUGUGGCUGUAUCAGUUGUGACUGUAUUUAUGUUUUUGGCAAUUGCUAUAUUUGGAGCAUCACAUGUCAGAAGAGAUUGGCUAAUGUAUCCAAAUUUCAAUUACCUAUGUUGGUCAUAUGGCAUGGCAUGUUUGUCUUUCUUUUUUCAUGGUUUUGCUGCUUACUUCAUGUACAAAGAAGCAUAUUUCAGUUAUGAAAGAAGAAGAGAAUCUAAAAAUUUGAUCAUGCAGAUGCAGCCAAAUCCUCAGCAUCGGUUGGGAUGGAAUGUUUCAUAAAGAAUUUACUAAAGUCAAAAGUUAUAAUUUAGUAGGUAUAUCUAAAUGAAUGGAAAAUUUCUUUAGUUUCAUCAACAGACUUUUUUCUGAUAAAGUAUCUACCUUUUAACACUUACUGGCCAUUAUUUUAGUUUUAUGCUACAUUAUUUUAUGAAAUACUAUCAAUAGUAUGUUUUAUUUUUGUUAUUCUUAAGUAACAUCUCUAACAAGAAAAAAAGAUGAUAUUUACUUGUACUACAAAUUCUCGGGCUAAAAAUAACUUACAUCAGAGUACAAAUGUGUUACACUUUUCUACAAUUGCUAAUCACAAAUUGAUUUUUUAAGAGUGGUUGGAUACAUUAUGAAAUGAAAAUUGACAUUGACAGAAAACCAAAUAUUUUGGAAAUCAAAAACUUCCAAAAACAUCGAUUUGUAGCCUGAACUGUUAAAUAUUUUGAUAUUUUCUUAAAUAUCUAAAUUUAAAAUUGGAAAAAUCCUAGUAUCUCUAGGAGUGACAGUAAAAAAUGGAAACAGAUCUAACCAGUUGUUAUUUUUCCAUUUCUAGAGUAAAUAUUGUAACAAUUAUACAAAUUAAAUUGAUAGUAUUUGUUAUACUGACACAACCAAUGGUUAUUUGAAAAUAACAAUGUAAAUUAAUUGAUGAUUACUUGGUUUACUUCUUAUAAUAAUUAUUGAUGAAAUCUAAAUUGAUAUAAGUGCCUCUAUACCAUGGUAUAAUAGUUUUAGAAAACACAUAACAGGUAAACAUAAUACAUAUUUAAUUUUUCUGUUCCUGUCUAUAUUUUGCUAUUUUUUGAAUUGUUAAAUGAAAAUUUAUUUAGUUUCUGUUCUCAUUUUUAUUGUUACAUUGAAAUAAAUAUUAAUUUUUUAGCUACUUAAUGUGUUGUUAAAACUUGUUAUUUUUUUAUUAUUGAUAAAUACCUAUAACACUUGUGCCUAUGUAUUCAACAAUCGCUGAAGCAUUUCUGUUAGGAAAUAAAUAUAGUUACGGCCUUAAGAUUUCAGUGAUAUUUUUCUUGAUCACUCUAUUUUAGAUUUUUAUAUUAAAGCACAAUAUUAUCUAUAAACGCACAUAUAUGAUAUAAUUUAAGUUUUUUAUUUAUAAAGCUGAAUUAUUCUAAUUCUAAGGAAUCUCAGAACCUAAGCCUAAGAAAAUGACAUUUUUGGUACAUAUUUUUCUCACAUCCUAAAACAUUACACAGGCCUACAAUGAUUUUGGUGCCGUUAAAAGUAAAACAGAUUUCAAAUACGUUCGGUACCCUGAUAAAAAUUGAUACUUACUUUUUUAAUGCUACAUGCAGUUUUCGAGAUUUCGCAAGGGUAAAUAAAUCAAAAAACAUUUAAUAAAUUUAUAAAAAAAAACAAAUUAAAUUACUCAUUAUUUUACAGGUUAGAAGCACCUCUUUUUAGAUUUUCUCCGGUUGAUGUCUUCAGGACAUUCCCGUAUAAUACUCCAGUAACAGUAAUCUGCCAUCAUAUGCUCAUCCCAGCGACCUUGGUAUCUAUCUUCCAUCUAUCUUCUCCUUGUUCUUCGUUAUACGCUCCAAGAUUUUCAGGAAACUUGUCUAAAUGAUUGUCCAGAUAGUGUACUUUUAUUCUCAUAUUACAUCCAACAUUUUUAAAACGAAUUAAGAGCUUAUGAACUAAUUCUUUGUAAUUCUACAACACCAAAAUAACAGCUGUCAUCAAUGUGAUUUUUCGUUUCUGUCCAAAUCACGGCACACUAUACUUUAAAUGAUUACGUUUACCGUUUGCCCACUGUCUUAAAUGUUCACUACACAACUUGCACACAAUGUUUGGAACCCACGGUUUGUCCAGAGCUUUCAUCUCUAUAUUAAAAUAAUCAACGUAUGUCUUUUUCACUGCAUCUGUUAAAGGUUUUCUAAACUUUUUUACUACAUAUUUACCACAAAUAUAACAAAAUGUAUUUGGAUUAUUUACACAACACCUUCUCGACGACGGCAUAUCGAUAUUAUCAUUUAAAAAAAGAAAUUAAUUAACUACAAUGACAUUAAGUAUAAUAAAAUACAUUUUUUAGGUUAUGAUCGAUCGAUACAAACCUGAACGUAGCUUCGCGAUUUUGAAAGCUUACCACGACGUCUUGCGGACUAAUUAACCAAAUUAUAGCAGAAUUAGCGGCAUCAAACAAAAUUUUUUUUGUAGACCUGUGUUAUUAUUGUAAUGGUUAUUGUUAUAAAUUUCAUACAAUGCAAUUUUUUUGGUUUUUACUAAGUUAAUUCACGUUUUACGACAAAAGACAAUGGAGUAAGAAUAGUUUUUAAAAUUAUUGAAAAACCAAAUUAAUAUUCCAUAGUUAUAGUUUUAGAAAAACUUGUGGUUUUGAACCAUGAUUAUCGUUCACAAAUGAGUGUCUUAUAUGCAUCCGUCCAAUAUGUGUUUUAUAUUUUGUAUGAAUACUGUAGUUCAAUAAAUCUUUUGGGACACAUUUUUAUUGUUUUUUUUUC